This is a messenger RNA of Triticum dicoccoides, 1132 nucleotides long. RefSeq lists its product as uncharacterized. Bases 168 to 800 code for a protein of 210 amino acids. Lineage: Eukaryota; Viridiplantae; Streptophyta; Magnoliopsida; Poales; Poaceae. The record is from RefSeq and is a predicted model, not a curated record. The transcript has 2 exons.
GGGGGUUGAGAAGAAUUCUGGCGUUCCGCCCACGGAAACCUUUGGUGCCAUGAUGAUGCAUAUCCCGCAAUUCUCGCUCUGCCCAUUUCCACCGCCGUUAUCCAUCCAGCCCAUCGCCCCCUGCCUCCUCGCGAUCUUCUUGCACAUAUAAGCAGGACCAAACCAAGAUGGCCUGCUCCUCUUCCACCUGUGGCGAUACCACACUGCAUGCGCAUUUCGUUGCCUGCUUGGUUCAUGUGUUGUCAGGCCUAGGCUUCAUGGGCGAGCUCCGUGUAGGCGGACGGCGUAGAGAAGGUGAAGACACCGCCGGGGACGACUCGUUCUCCGAGUCGAUGGCGGCCAGCUUGGAUUCCGGCGCGUCCAGCGGAUCGCUGUGCUCGUCGAUCAUGUCGAGCCUGACAGACGACGACGCGGAGUCCUCCCCGGUGGCGGGUGAUCCUACGCCGUCGCCAUCGCCGUCGGACGCGAUGCGGCUGGACGGGGACGGCGGCGGGCCUCUCUACGAGCUGGCGCCACUGCUGGCGCACCUUCCCGUCAGGACAGGGCUGUCCAAGUACUACAAAGGGAAGUCCCAGUCCUUCACAUCUCUGUCCGACGUCAAAUGCUUGCAAGAUCUCGCAAAGAAGACCACCGCCCACAUCGGCAGGAAGGCGAGCCGCUCGUCGACUUCACCGCUUCACGUUCAAGGGCCUCGCAGCAAGACGAUAGGGAAGAAGAAGAAGGCACCGCCCAGGGGUUCAUCUGGCCGGCUGCCGUCAAGAGCAGCAUGGAGCAGGGGCCUUUUCGCACAGAAGCGGUAAACCACCUGCAUACGAAAGCAAGAAAGAGCUGUGCAGCAGAGAUUGCAGCUAGCUAAAGGCAAUGCAAAGUUUUGCAAAAUGGGGUGAGAUAAGAUUUACCAGAGACAGAAAGAAUACCCCUUCCAUGUCUUCGUUUGCCACUAGAGAUCUCUGCAACAACUGAAGCUCCUGGGAGCAAGUUUUGCUUCUGUUUUCAUCUGUGACCAAUGUUAUAAAACUGUAUGUUCUGUCUGAUGAUGCCAAGAACAAUUGGCUAAGAUUGAACUGACAACACAAAUCCAUUAUUUAUUUUUGUAUAAUAAACAGAGGUUGAUGUGAACCAGCACAAUGCA